ACUAAAUUACCACAGCGCCACGCCACCACCAUGUCAUCCUCGGGCUUCCAGCGCUUCUUCUCCCAGCCCUUCGACGUCCAAUGGCGCACCGCCGUCGUGCGCCUGCCGCGCGCCGUGCCCGACCAGUUCCUGCGCAUCACGUCGUCCGAGGGCCCGCACCCGUUCGUGCUGAAGCUGCCCUCGCGCGGCACCUACACAAUCCCGGUCUACGUCUUCGUGCCGCCGACGCCGCCGCCCGACGGCCAAACCGCAUACCCGGUGCUGCUGGACUUCCAUGGCGGCGGCUUCGUGCUCGGCAGCUGUCUUGAGCAGGCGCCCUUCUGCGCCGAAAUGGCGCGCGACCUCGGCGCCGUCGUCAUCUCCGUCGACUACCGCAUGGGGCCCAUCGACAAGUUCCCUGCCGCGCUCGAGGACGCUGAAGACGUGCUCAGCGCCAUCGUGGACCCCGCGUCCAACGCGUACGAAGCGCUGCGCACAGGGAUAGCGGCGGAGGUCAAGCCGUUGCAGAAAGACGGCCCGCCGCGGACAGUCACGCUCGACGCGGCGCGUCUGGGCAUCGCGGGGUUCAGCAGCGGCGGCAAUCUGGCGCUGGAAUUGGCGCUGUCGCUCACGCCGCCCGACGUGCCCGAGGCGUGGCCCUCGCGCCUGCCACAUGCCUACACAAGCCCGCUCCCGCUGCUGCUGUACUACCCGUCGCUGGACCUGCGCAUGCUGCCGUCGCAGCGCACGCGCCCGCCCAAGCUCCCCGUCGGCCGCUCCUUCUGGGGCGACAGCUUCGACGUGCUGGCGCCGACGUACCUGCCGCGCGAGCACGGGGGGCAUCCGCGCGCGUCGCCCGGCCUCGCGCCCAUCAAGGACGACGGCUUGCACCCCAUGGCCCGCAUGUACCUGGUGCUGCCUGAGGUGGACACGCUGGCCGAGCAGAGCGAGGAGUGGGUCAAGAAGGUCGAGGCCGAGGGCCGCGGCCACCACUUGAAGGUCGAGCGCGUGCUGGACCGCAAGCAUGGCUGGACGCAGAUGCCCGUGGGCUGGCUGAAUGACGAGGAGAAGCGCACGCGCCAGGAGACGUUUACGACGGCCAAGAAAUUCCUGAAGGAUGCUUGGGAGGGGAAGGAGCCGGUUUGAGUUCUGAGUGAGGGGAUUGGUUAGAAGC
Messenger RNA from Aplosporella prunicola CBS 121167, 1153 nucleotides. RefSeq lists its product as uncharacterized. The record is from RefSeq and is a predicted model, not a curated record. Gene Ontology annotation, molecular function: hydrolase activity. The coding region runs from base 31 to 1125 and encodes 364 amino acids. The transcript has a single exon. Lineage: Eukaryota; Fungi; Ascomycota; Dothideomycetes; Botryosphaeriales; Aplosporellaceae.